This is a messenger RNA of Vigna radiata var. radiata (mung bean), 1379 nucleotides long. Its product is annotated as lysine histidine transporter-like 5. NCBI's taxonomy places the organism in Eukaryota, Viridiplantae, Streptophyta, Magnoliopsida, Fabales, Fabaceae. The transcript has 8 exons. The record is from RefSeq and is a predicted model, not a curated record. Gene Ontology annotation, cellular component: plasma membrane. Bases 48 to 1379 code for a protein of 443 amino acids.
CACACUUCUUCUUCAAUCCAAAAAAACUUUCACAUACAAUCUUGGAAAUGGAGCACGCCAAUGGAAAUGUUGAAAUGAGGUCCUUUAGGGACCCACAAAAAGUGGAAGAUUGGAUGUCCGAGGACGAUUCUAGAAAGGCAAAAUGGUGGUAUUCAUCUUUCCACAAUGUUACAGCUAUGGUGGGCGCUGGCGUGCUUGGGUUACCUUUUGCUAUUGCUCAGCUUGGAUGGGUUCCAGGUGUUAUAAUGCUCAUAGUUUCGUGGCUUCUGACAUUUUACACACUGUGGCUACUUUGUGAAAUGCACGAGAUGGUUCCUGGGGAGAGGUUUGAUAGAUACCAUGAUCUUGGAAUUCACGUGCUUGGUCCUAAGAAAGGGCUUUGGCUGGUGAUGCCGCAGCAGCUAACGGUUCAGGUGGCCUCGGCCAUUGUUUACUGUGUCACCGGUGGCAAGUCCCUGAAGAAGUUUUUCCAAAUACUGUCAGUUCGUGGCAUGAGUGACAUCAGACAAACAUAUUACAUUCUAUUCUUUAUAGUCUUGCAGAUCUUGCUUUCACAAACUCCUAACUUCCAUAAUUUGAAAGCAGUUUCUUCUCUGGCCGCCGUCAUGUCAAUCUGCUAUUCGAUGGUGGCCUUUAUCAUGUCUGUUGUUGAGGGUUUGAAGGGUCAUCCUCGGAGUUAUGGAGUUCGGUCUCACACAACUGCAGGGAUGACUUUCGAUGCCUUCAAUGCCCUUGGAACCAUUGCUUUUGCCUUUGCCGGUCACAGUGUUGCCUUGGAGAUUCAGGCCACAUUGCCGUCAACAGUAGAGAAACCUUCAAAGAUUCCAAUGUGGCGAGGUGUGGUUGUGGCAUAUUCCAUAGUCAUUUUUUGCUAUUUAACAGUUGCAGUAUCUGGAUUCUGGGCAUUUGGAAACGCUGUUGAAGAUGAUGUUCUCAUCACACUCGAACACCCCUUUUGGCUCAUUGCUAUAGCUAACUUUAUGGUCUUUAUUCAUGUUGUGGGAAGCUUCCAGGUUUUUUGCAUGCCUGUGUUUGAUACAAUAGAGACAAAUUUGGUGGAAAAAUUGAAUUGUAAUCGCUCAGUCAUGCUUCGCGUUGUUAGUCGAACAAUUUUUGUUUGUAUUGUGGGAUUCAUUGGCAUGUGCAUUCCAUUUUUUGGAGGACUGUUAGGGUUUUUUGGAGGACUAGCAUUCACGUCAACAUCAUAUAUUAUUCCUUGUAUGUUAUGGCUUGAGGCAACAAAACCUAGAAAAUGGAGUUUCCAUUGGGUGGUAUCAUGGUUUAGCAUCAUUGUUGGAGUUAUCAUAGCACUUCUUGCACCGAUUGGAGGAGUACGAACAAUUGUGGUUUCCGCCAAGACAUACCAACUAUUUUCCUAA